CUGUAAUCGCUCACGAAUGUAAACAAAAUAAAAUCUCUUUCCCCCUUUCUCUUUAUCUAUCUCUUUCUCCAACUUUUUCAUUUCAAACCUCUCUCUCCAUUUAAUGGAGCAAUCUGAGAGCUCAAUGACCCACGUUCGUCAGCAGCAUCAAGAGCACGAAGAAGAACCAAACGGGUCAUCAAACACGACCCAUCACUUAACGGUUCCACCCGGUUUGACACCAGAAGAAUUCGAUGAGCUAAAAUCAAGUGUCACUGAGUUCCACACCUACCGAGUCAACUCAGCCACACAAUGCUCUUCACUACUCGCACAACGCAUCCACGCGCCGCCGCACAUCGUCUGGUCCGUCGUCCGCCGUUUCGACAAACCCCAGAUAUACAAACACUUCAUCAAAAGCUGUUCCGUCGGAGAAAACUUUUCCAUCGUCGUGGGUGCCACGCGCGACGUCAACGUCAUCUCCGGUUUACCGGCGGAUACAAGUACUGAGAGGCUUGAUAUUUUGGAUGAUGAAAAGUACGUUACGGGUUUCAGUAUAAUUGGUGGGGAACAUAGAUUGAGGAAUUACAGGUCAGUUACUACUGUACAUGGAUUCGAUCAACAACUCGAUGGGAAAAUCUUGACCGUUGUUUUGGAAUCUUACGUUGUUGAUGUGCCUGAAGGGAAUACUGAAGAAGACACUCGUCUUUUUGCUGAUACUGUCGUCAAGUUGAAUCUUCAGAAGUUGGGCUCCGUCGCUGAAGCUAUUGCUCGUGGAGGCAACGGUGUCGUUUCAGAAAACUGAAAAGACGAUACAGCAAGAAUGUUAUACACCGUAUACUAAUAUGGAGAUGAAGGUUGAUUGUUGAAGAUGUUGCAUUGCUCUUUGUAGUGGAGAUUCAACGUUUGCUUCCUAGUUUCCAUAUUAAUUUAAAUUUACUUAAUCACUUGCCUUUGUACUUUGAAAGAAGAGUCUAUGAAUACAAUGCCAUUGCAAGAUUCUGCUCA
Molecule: messenger RNA, 984 nt
Organism: Nicotiana tabacum (common tobacco)
Lineage: Eukaryota; Viridiplantae; Streptophyta; Magnoliopsida; Solanales; Solanaceae
Product: abscisic acid receptor PYR1-like
Biological process (GO): abscisic acid-activated signaling pathway
Cellular component (GO): nucleus; cytoplasm
Molecular function (GO): signaling receptor activity; protein phosphatase inhibitor activity; abscisic acid binding
Source: RefSeq, a predicted model, not a curated record